This is a messenger RNA of Colletotrichum lupini, 1668 nucleotides long. RefSeq lists its product as uncharacterized. NCBI's taxonomy places the organism in Eukaryota, Fungi, Ascomycota, Sordariomycetes, Glomerellales, Glomerellaceae. Bases 1 to 1668 code for a protein of 555 amino acids. The transcript has 3 exons. The record is from RefSeq and is a predicted model, not a curated record.
AUGCCUCACCUUGGUACCGCACAAGGUAAUCCGAAGCCCUUACCUACCUUGGCGCUUUCAAUCUUCACUUUCGCCUACCCCAAGGUUUUUCAUUCAUCCUUGCCGUCCUUCAUCCACAAUUUUGCUCAGCUUUUCGUUGUACAACUGAGUUUCAUCGCGAACCCGUCGAUUUUGUCUCUCAAAUUCAACAGGGAGGAUAUGGACAUUCUCCCCGAACACGAGAAGAAUUACUCGCCAGGACGACGACUUCUUCUCCGAUCACACAGACCGCUUCCGCCCUACGGCGAUCAUCACUACCCGCUUCCGGAUGGCUGGAAUUCUCGCGACAUGAUGGUAUCCGAUGAAGAGAAGGCCUUUUCGCUCAGACGACUGGUUUUCCACCCGAACAAUGCGCCCAAGACCAUUGACAAGAACAACCAAGAUGGCCAUGCUGCUUCCAUGGAGGUCGAGAUCAUUCGGAUGAUUGACGGCAGUGCUGGAUACCAUCCUGGUCCCCAAAAAGUGCUUUGCAAAGUUGUCGCUUCGCCAUCGGCCGCCCCAAAUGAGCGAGAGCAUGAGAUCCCGUCUGAGGGACAGCUACUCUUCCUGAAGGUGUUCGAUCCCUUGUUCUGGCACAAGACCAUCGACAUCACCAAGCGCCUCAUCAAAGUCACAAUCCAGGCCGACUCAGCAUUCAGUGACGAAUUCGGCGCCUACAACCGCCUCUUUGAAAAGGAGCUCACUGGCUUCCCCCAUGUCGCUCCUCAAUUCUAUGGAGGAUGGAUCACGGAAGUCAAGUCGAUCAACCCAUCGUUCGUAGACCGGACCCGGGAUGUUGCGGUGCUUGCAACCGAAUUUAUCGAUGGCACCGGCCUCGACCAACUCUUUGCACUUGAUGGCCCCAAGUAUGAGGUGGUUGAGCUAUACAACAGCGCCGAGUCACGCGAUGCUUUCACCACAGAUCUCGAUACAAGAAUGGAUACUAUAAAGCAGCUCAUGGACGGUACUAUGUCGGAAGAGUACAUUGGAGUUGAUCAUUGCCGUUUUCACUCUAGCAAUGUUAUAAUUUCCAUGCGAAACCUCGGUGAGCCGCUGGAGAAACCCAGGGCUGUUCUGAUUGGCUAUGGGCAGGCGUUGGUCGAUGAUUUGCGCAGGGAGCCUGCUGACACGUACAAGAACUAUCCAACAAAGCCCCAUCCGUUCCUUCGAUUCGGCUGGCAGAGACUGGAGUCUUUCGCAGGCUGGAUCCCUGCCCAUUGGAAAGGUCCGAACAUCAACCGCCCGCGUUUGCUCGACCAAUGGGUCGUUCAAACAUUUGGUCCUUUGACGCCCAAUGAAGAAUAUACCUUUCUUGCUCACCUGGAAACGGUUGCCCCGACGGUCGCGACUACUUCUGACCCCUCGGUAAAGUCCGUGGACUCCGACAAUGCCCAUGUCUCAACAACGCUUCCUACCGAGGAAGAUCACAAUGAGAACAUUCCCAGCCCGGACGACAAAGACGAAGCAGCCGGUCCUUCUUCUGACGACUCCCACCCUAUGCCGCAGUCUCUACUGUUGGCUGGAAUAUCUGGCGAGCGCGACUCUUACACUGAGUCGCAAGAUUCGAGGCCCACUAAUCAGGACAUUGACUCUUUAACAACUGAUUUGGAGAGUCUGACACUCGAGGACAAAUCGGACAACAUUUUCUAG